Molecule: messenger RNA, 1545 nt
Organism: Ipomoea nil (Japanese morning glory)
Lineage: Eukaryota; Viridiplantae; Streptophyta; Magnoliopsida; Solanales; Convolvulaceae
Exons: 1
Coding region: 1-1545 (514 amino acids)
Molecular function (GO): catalytic activity
Source: RefSeq, a predicted model, not a curated record
AUGAAUAUGCUCAGUUGGAAUGUCAGGGGCCUUCUCUCCUCACGGACUAGGCUCAAACGACUUCUCCGGCGUGAGCGCAUUCGCUUUGCUUUAAUAAUUGAGCCCAUGCUCACUUCAGACAGGUUAUCUUCUCUGAAUCAGGAACUUGGCUUCUCUAACGGAUAUGCAUCCUUGGAAACAAAAAUUUGGCUUUUUUGGUCUACUGACUUUGAGCUUGACAUUAUGGCCGAUACUGAUCAGUUUGUCUGUAGCCGUGUCCUUUACAAACCCUGGCAGUUCUCUUUCAUUUAUGUGGCAGUAUAUGGGAAGUAUUCUAGGGCGGAGAGGACAAGUCUUUGGCAGCAACUAUCAUCUUUGCUAGAGAGCUCUGCGCCUUUUAUUCUAGGAGGUGAUUUUAAUGUGAUCUCCAGUAUAUCUGAGUACAGGGGCGAUGCACUGCCAGACAAAAAUAACAUUGGGGAUUUUUCCAGCUUCAUCCAUGAUAAUAAUUUGCUUGAUUUGCCUGUAACGGGGAGUCUGUACACCUGGCAUGGGAGGCGAACCACGGGUGCAGUCUGGAAAAGGCUCGACCGUUUUCUCUUGAACUCCCAUUGUCGCGAUUCUUUUACUGAGGUGCAAAUUCAAGUGCUCGCUCGAACGACCUCGGACCAUGCUCCGCUAGUGUUUACUGCUACAAAUAACAGUAUGUCUUGCCCGAAACAAUUUAGAUUUCAGCGCAUGUGGCUAUCACAUCCAGAUUUUAAGUUGGUUGUUCGCCAAAAUUGGUCUUUGCCGGCUGAUGGUGGCGGCAUGAGGGCCCUUGCAUACAAACUGAAGCGUCUAAAAAUAGCUUUGAAAGUGUGGAAUAAAGAAAUAUUUGGAAAUGUUUUUGACCGUGUGAAGGUUUUAGAGGCCGGGGUGGCAGCGGCUAAACACACUUACGCUAGCAAUCCAUCUGAGGAGUCGCGAGCUUCGCUCCAUGCUCUCCAAGCUGAUUUGCUUAUGGCACUUAAACAAGAGGAGUGUUUUUGGAGGCAAAAGGCAAGGAUCAAGUGGUUGCGAGAGGGCGACGCUAACACUCGAUACUUCCACGCAGUGGUUAAGGAUAGACAUCGCCGCCAAAGAAUAUCCAGUGUGAAAAAUUCAGGUCUUUUACUUACCACCCAGGAAGACAUACAGCAGGAGGCAGUAAAUUUCUAUACGACCCUCUUUUCGGCCGAGGACUGUCCGGGGUCAUCCGCCCUUGUGGACUGCCUCUCUUCGGGGUUGACUGAUCGCGAAGCACAAUCUCUCCUAGCGCCUCUCUCCCGCGAAGAGGUAAAAGAAGCGGUUUGGAAACUGGACCCGGACAGCGCAGCGGGACCGGAUGGUUUUUCAGGUGUUUUUUACAGAGACUGUUGGGACCUGGUUCACGAAGAUGUUUUUUGGGCAGUGCAGGAUUUUUUUGUUGGUGUCCCGAUUCCCCGAGCAAUGGCAAGUGCACAAAUAGUCCUAAUCCCGAAGAAGUCAAAUCCAGACUCCUUUGCUGAUUACAGGCCCUAUUUGCCUGUGCACUUUCAUCAGUAA